CUCUAGUCGCCAGUUGUCUAUGGCAGGCAGGGUGGCCGCCUUAGCUGCCGGAGGUUCCGCGCUCUCUACGGCCCUGGGUGAAGCCCCACCUCUGCUGCGCGCAGCCUGCGGUGCGGGUCAUGGCGCGGCUACCGAAGCUGGCAGUCUUUGAUUUGGAUUACACUCUCUGGCCUUUCUGGGUCGACACGCACGUAGACCCUCCGUUCCAUAAGAGCAGUGAUGGAACUGUACGAGAUAGGCGGGGCCAAGACGUCCGACUGUACCCGGAGGUGCCAGAGGUCCUAAAACGACUGCAGAGCCUUGGGGUGCCCGGUGCGGCUGCUUCAAGGACAAGUGAGAUAGAAGGGGCCACCCAGCUACUAGAGCUCUUUGACCUCAUCAGGUACUUUGUUCAUCGGGAAAUCUAUCCAGGCAGCAAGAUCACACACUUUGAGAGGUUGCAGCAGAAGACUGGAAUUCCUUUCUCCCAGAUGAUCUUCUUUGAUGAUGAGAGGCGGAAUAUUGUAGACAUCAGCAAACUGGGUACUGAGUGAUGAGGAACAGCCAUUUGGGGUCCCUAGGAGGGAUUAGGUGUUACCUGCAUUCACAUCCAGAAUGGAAUGAAUCUUCAAACUCUAAGUCAAGGGUUAGAGACAUUUGCGAAGGCCCAAACUGGGCCUUGAGGUCCAGCCUUGAGGAGAGCCCAUUUGAGGCCUAAACUGAAAGGAAAUCAAGAAGGCAUUUUCAGGUGCAUUUGUAAUUUAUUAAAGUUCAUCUGUGUGUGACAGAAGAGAUUUUACCCACAGUGUGGGGAGUUUCUAUUUUUCUAGCCUGUGAAAUGGGGUUGGUUGUCCUGAGGUGCAGAGACCAGAAUGUGAGACAUUAGACUGCAUCAGGUUUGCCAUCUAAACUUAGGGCAACCCCAAGCGCUUGAACCUAUACCACCCCACUUUCCUGAGCUCUGUAAAGAGCAUGAAGUUUUCCCACUGACCCCAUACACUGAGGUGCCAUCACACUGCACAUUUCCUUCCGGAGAACAAGUACAUACUCUGGGGUGGAGAUAGAACUGUCUUUUUAUGUAAUAGAAAAUGAUGUGGCUGCUUUAAGAGGAGCACGUCGGUCUGGGGCUGGUGGCUUGGGUCACGUGACAGCGGUGGUCUCAUUUGCGCCUCUUGAUGAUGUCGCGGCGGCGCCCUGAGGAGGGAUUGGGCAAGGCUGGUCCUGUGUGAUGAGACAUCACCCUCCCAGGAGCAAGGCGGAAGUCUGGAGGACGCCGAGGGGCGGAGGCGGGAGAGGCGAGCUCGCGAUGAGUGGUCUCGGCAGGCUCUUCGGGAAGGGGAAGAAGGAGAAAGGGCCAACCCCUGAAAAAGCAAUACAGAAACUGAAGGAGACAGAGAAGAUACUGAUCAAGAAACAGGAAUUUUUGGAGCAGAAGAUUCAACAGGAGCUACAAACAGCCAAGAAGUAUGGGACCAAGAAUAAGAGAGCUGCCUUACAGGCUUUGCGGAGGAAGAAAAGAUUCGAACAGCAGCUGGCACAAACUGACGGGACAUUAUCCACCCUGGAGUUUCAGCGUGAGGCCAUUGAGAAUGCCACUACCAAUGCAGAAGUUCUUCGUACCAUGGAGCUUGCUGCCCAAAGCAUGAAGAAGGCCUACCAGGACAUGUGGGGACAUUGACAAGGUAGAUGAACUGAUGACUGACAUCACGGAACAACAGGAGGUGGCCCAGCAGAUCUCAGAUGCCAUUUCUCGGCCUAUGGGCUUUGGAGAUGAUGUGGAUGAGGAUGAACUGCUGGAGGAGCUAGAGGAGCUGGAGCAGGAGGAAUUGGCCCAGGAGUUGUUAAAUGUGGGCGACAAGGGGGAAGAACCCCCAGUCAAAUUGCCUAGUGUACCUUCUACUCAUCUGCCGGCAGGGCCAGCUCCAAAAGUGGAUGAAGAUGAAGAAGAACUAAAGCAGUUGGCUGAGUGGGUAUCCUGAUAAAUCUGGGCUUGUUUUCCUAA
Molecule: messenger RNA, 1981 nt
Organism: Nomascus leucogenys (northern white-cheeked gibbon)
Lineage: Eukaryota; Metazoa; Chordata; Mammalia; Primates; Hylobatidae
Gene: MDP1
Product: magnesium dependent phosphatase 1
Exons: 11
Coding region: 120-533 (137 amino acids)
Molecular function (GO): acid phosphatase activity
Source: RefSeq, a predicted model, not a curated record